AUGUCAAAGGUGGUCCUUCCGUUCACAGAAGCCAACACCAAAAGGGUUUCCUCUUUGUUUAGAAAAGCGUUAAGAAUCGCGUUUGAUUCUAAUCUUAAGUUUCAGAGUUACAGAGAAGAGACGGUAAGAAUAAGGUCUCAGUUCGAGAGAAACAAACUCAUCCUGGAUCCCAAUGAAUUAGAAGUUGUCAUUGCCAAUACCCGUGCAAAAUUAGCAGAAUAUACUCAUCCAGAUCCAUAUAUUCCUCCUUUGAGACCAGGUGGUACAAAGUAUGAAAGAAACCUUCCUCCACCAAAGGAACCUGUGGUGCCCGGUGAUUGGUAA
This is a messenger RNA of Metschnikowia bicuspidata var. bicuspidata NRRL YB-4993, 324 nucleotides long. RefSeq lists its product as uncharacterized. The record is from RefSeq and is a predicted model, not a curated record. The transcript has a single exon. Lineage: Eukaryota; Fungi; Ascomycota; Pichiomycetes; Serinales; Metschnikowiaceae. Gene Ontology annotation, biological process: mitochondrial electron transport, NADH to ubiquinone. Bases 1 to 324 code for a protein of 107 amino acids.